UCGAUGCAUUGGAACCACCACCCAAAUUGAUUAGUCCGGUUUUUCUUUGCGGUCGGAAGGCUAAAAAGCAUUUCUGUUUAAACUGAAACAUAUACAAAUUGCAAUUGGCUUAUAAAUUUGGUAAAGCAACUCGCAUAUAGCAGAAAAAUGGCUUCUGGAGUAACUGUAUCGGAUGUAUGCAAAACAACAUACGAGGAAAUAAAGAAGGAUAAAAAACAUCGCUAUGUAAUUUUCUAUAUUCGUGAUGAAAAACAAAUUGAUGUGGAAACUGUUGGUGAUCGGAAUAGCGAAUACGAUCAGUUUCUAGAAGAUAUCCAGAAAUGCGGUCCUGGAGAAUGCCGAUAUGGCCUCUUUGAUUUUGAAUACAUGCACCAAUGCCAAGGCACGUCCGAGAGCUCAAAGAAACAAAAAUUGUUCCUUAUGUCAUGGUGUCCCGAUACUGCUAAGGUUAAGAAGAAGAUGUUGUACUCUAGCUCCUUCGAUGCAUUAAAGAAGUCUUUGGUGGGAGUCCAGAAGUAUAUACAAGCUACUGAUUUGUCAGAAGCAUCUCGUGAAGCUGUUGAGGAGAAGCUUCGUGCUACUGAUCGCCAAUAGACUGCAAGGAUAAAUAGCUCUGUGCAAUGCAUUUGAAUUGAAAUACGUGCAUGAAUCAGUGAUUAUAUUGUAUCCGGUCAAGAUCGCCAAUUUGUAUGAGAAUUU
Molecule: messenger RNA, 699 nt
Organism: Drosophila navojoa
Lineage: Eukaryota; Metazoa; Arthropoda; Insecta; Diptera; Drosophilidae
Gene: tsr
Product: Cofilin/actin-depolymerizing factor homolog tsr
Biological process (GO): actin filament depolymerization
Cellular component (GO): actin cytoskeleton
Molecular function (GO): actin binding
Source: RefSeq, a predicted model, not a curated record